This is a messenger RNA of Racocetra persica, 140 nucleotides long. The record is from the annotation of a GenBank genome assembly. Lineage: Eukaryota; Fungi; Glomeromycota; Glomeromycetes; Diversisporales; Gigasporaceae.
AAAGUCUACGUUCUCUCGUUAAUAAUUGCAAAGACAAAAAAAUGAAAGUGCAGGAAUCUGAGAAAUUUGUAGUAAAUCCAUUUUAUUGUGGGGCCAAUGAAGGUGUUAUCUCUUGUAGUUGGUACAAUUGUUCAUACUAG